Molecule: messenger RNA, 1713 nt
Organism: Cynocephalus volans (Philippine flying lemur)
Lineage: Eukaryota; Metazoa; Chordata; Mammalia; Dermoptera; Cynocephalidae
Product: zinc finger protein 723-like
Exons: 4
Coding region: 1-1713 (570 amino acids)
Biological process (GO): regulation of DNA-templated transcription
Source: RefSeq, a predicted model, not a curated record
AUGGCCUCAUUACUUUUUCCUUCUCCACCAGCCCUGCCUUCACAGAAUCCUACUCAUACACCAAAGAAGCUCUCCAAAAAGAAGAGGAAAAUGCCAGCCAGACUCCUGCCAGCCUGGAGCACGGAACCAGUGAAAUUCAGGGAUGUAGCCAUGUACUUUACCCAGAAGGAGUGGCAGCUACUGGAGCCUACUCAGAAGAACCUGUACAAGGAUGUAAUGCUGGAGAACUAUAGGAACCUGGCUUCCCUGGGGCAUCAGUUUUCCAAGCCAAAGCUGAUCCUCAGGUUGGAGCAAGGAGAUGAGCCUUGUGUCAAGGAGAGAGCCACCUAUGAAGGCCCCCAGCGAGUUGAUGAGGGAAUCAAUGGGUACAACAUCUCCAUGGACAAGAAGACGAGGCACAACCUGAAGACAAAACUUCUGAAACCAGGUCGUUCUGAGACACAAUGGCAGGGAAAGGUGAAGAAAAUUGCCCAGAGGGGUGGCCCCCAGGGCACUAGGGCAGAAAGAGCUGUGGAAAGUGAGGACAGACCAGUUCGUGGCAAGUGGAAAUCUGGCCCAAAUUUGGCUGCAGGAUCAUGCAAAAAAAUCCUCCCUGGCAAGAAAGAGCAUGAAUCUGUGGCCUUGAGGAGACUUUUGAGUCAAACAUCAAUGACAGCAACACCAAAGAGCACCCCUCAAGGAAAGAAGACUCUGAAGAAAGACAUUCAUGGAAAAACACAGGAUGCUGUGAGCUUCACAAAGUGUAGGAGCAUCCGAAAGGGGAAGAAUCACUUUAAAUGUAAGGAAUGUGGGAAAACCUUCAACCAGACCCUUCACCUUGUGGAACAUGAGCGAAUUCACACAGGAGAGAAACCCCACAAGUGUGAUAUGUGUGGGAAGUCCUUCAGGCACAGCUCAUACUUCUUUACACACUAUCGAAUUCACACGGGGGAGAGACCCUAUAAGUGUAAGGAGUGUGGGAAAGCCUUCAACAGCAGCUCCACCCUCAGCAGUCACCACAGGAUCCACACAGGGGAGACACCCUUCAAAUGUGAUGAGUGUGGGAAAACCUUCAAGCAGAGCACGAAGCUCACUCGCCACCGCAGGGUGCACACAGGGGAGAAGCCCUACAAGUGCGACAAGUGUGAGAAAUGCUUCAGUCGCAGCUCAUCCCUGACAGAGCACAAGAGGAUUCACACUGGAGAGAAGCCAUAUCACUGUCAGGUGUGUGGGAAAACCUUCAGGGUCAACUCACAUCUUUCAGAACAUCAGCGCCUCCAUCAAGAGGAAAAGUCUUAUCAGUGUGAAGAGUGCGGGAGGCACUUCCGAAAUGGCUCCCACCUGUCAGAACACAAGCAGAUUCAUGUGCCAGGAGCCCGAGAGGACUGCCCAGAAUGUGGGAAAGCCUUCCCCAGUAAGGCGGCUCUCCUCAAGCAUCAGAAAAGCCAUGGGGAGGAUUCUAUGUAUCAAUGUCAGGGAUGUGGAAAGGCCUUCCGGUGUAAGUCAAGCAUUCAAAGGCAUCGUAGGCUGCAUGCUGGGGAGAAGCCUUUUGUGUGCACUGAGUGUGGGAAAGCUUUCACUGACAGAACUACCCUGAAUAAUCACCACAAAAUUCACAUUGGAGAAAGGCCAGAUCCAUGCAUCCAGUGUGGGAGAGCCUUUAGACACCUGGCUUCCCUAAUGCUCCACCAGAAAAUACAUGCUAGAAAGGGACAGUAUGCUCCUGGUGUGUGA